AAAAACAAAAAACAAAAUAAAAAGAAAAAGAAAAAAUUAAAACGUAAACAGGAAACAACCGAUAACGAAAAGAAAGAAAGAAAGAAAUAAAAAAGCUUCCUGCUUGAAUCCCAAAACGAAAAACAGAUCUGCAACAAGGUCACUCCCAGCUGAUCUGAAUCUCUCUCUCUUGCCGAGUUUCUUUCGCCUGCUGAUUGGUUUCCGAGAAAAGCCGAUAAAUUUGAUCAUUAGACGAUUUGCCAAACCAAUCUGUCGUCUCGUAUUUCCACGCUGCUAAUCAAGAAUCCGCAUUCCCAGAUCUGAGUUAGGGGGGGUUUCAGUUGGGAUUUGAGAUGCUGACGAAAUUCGAGACCAAGAGUAAUCGGGUGAAAGGGCUGAGCUUUCACCCCAAGCGGCCAUGGAUCUUGGCCAGUCUCCACAGCGGUGUGAUCCAGCUCUGGGAUUACCGAAUGGGCACUCUCAUCGACCGUUUUGACGAGCACGAUGGCCCUGUACGUGGCGUCCAUUUCCACUCCUCUCAGCCGCUUUUCGUCUCCGGAGGGGAUGAUUACAAGAUCAAGGUAUGGAAUUACAAGUUGCAUAGGUGUUUGUUUACACUUCUUGGACACCUUGAUUACAUCCGAACCGUUCAAUUCCAUCAUGAGUACCCGUGGAUUGUUAGUGCGAGUGAUGACCAGACAAUUAGAAUAUGGAAUUGGCAGUCCCGAACUUGUAUUUCUGUGCUCACUGGACACAACCAUUACGUCAUGUGUGCCUUAUUCCAUCCAAAGGAGGAUCUUGUUGUCUCAGCAUCAUUGGAUCAAACUGUUCGUGUUUGGGAUAUUGGUGCCCUAAGGAAAAAGACGGUUGCCCCAGCAGAUGAUAUCAUGCGCUUGAGUCAGAUGAAUGCAGAUUUCUUUGGUGGAGUUGAUGCUGUUGUGAAGUAUGUUUUGGAAGGUCAUGAUCGGGGUGUGAAUUGGGCAUCAUUUCAUCCUACACUCCCUCUGAUCGUCUCUGGAGCAGACGAUCGACAAUUGAAACUUUGGCGGAUGAAUGAUACAAAGGCUUGGGAAGUGGACACUCUAAGGGGGCACAUGAACAAUGUAUCCUGUGUUCUAUUCCAUUCAAGGCAGGAUAUUAUUGUGUCCAAUUCCGAGGAUAGGAGUAUCCGAGUCUGGGAUGCAACAAAACGGACUGGUCUUCAGACAUUUCGUAGGGAGCAUGAUAGGUUCUGGAUUCUUUCAGCACAUCCUGAAAUGAACCUCUUGGCUGCUGGGCAUGAUAGUGGCAUGAUCGUCUUUAAAUUGGAGAGGGAGCGUCCUGCUUUUUCUGUUAGCGGUGAUUCCAUGUACUAUGUUAAAGAUCGUUUUCUCCGCUUCUAUGAGUUCUCCACCCAGAGAGACAGUCAAGUUAUCCCAAUUCGAAGGCCUGGUUCUUCCAACUUGAAUCAAGGGGCAAAAACACUAUCUUACAGCCCUACUGAAAAUGCUGUUUUGAUAGGUUCAGAUACGGAAGGGGGUUCUUAUGAACUAUACAUUAUACCCAAAGAUAGCUUUGGUCGGGGUGAUACUGUGCAGGAGGCAAAAAGAGGAAUCGGAGGCCCAGCUGUGUUCGUGGCUCGCAAUAGGUUUGCAGUGCUUGAAAAGAGCACCAACCAAGUUAUAGUUAAAAAUCUGAAAAAUGAGAUUGUCAAGAAGAGUGCCCUACCUAUUGUUGCUGAUGCAAUAUUUUAUGCUGGAACUGGAAACUUGCUCUGCAGGGCAGAGGACAGAGUCAUUAUUUUUGACCUGCAGCAGAGAAUUAUUGUUGGAGAGCUUCAAACUCCUUUUGUAAGGUAUAUUGUUUGGUCAAAUGACAUGGAGAGCAUUGCUUUACUUAGCAAACAUUCAAUUGUGAUAGCCAAUAAGAAGCUUGUGCAUCAGUGCACUCUCCAUGAGACAAUUCGUGUAAAGAGUGGAGCUUGGGAUGACAAUGGUGUCUUCAUAUAUACAACCUUGAAUCACAUCAAAUACUGCCUUCCUAAUGGGGAUAGUGGAAUCAUCAGGACCCUUGACAUUCCCGUGUAUAUAACAAAAGUGUAUGGAAACACCAUACAUUGCUUGGAUCGAGAUGGGAAGAACCGUGCCAUUGUUGUUGAUGCAACAGAAUAUGUUUUCAAGUUAUCCUUACUGAAGAAAAGGUAUGACCAGGUUAUGAGCAUGAUUAGGAGUUCUGAGCUCUGUGGCCAGGCCAUGAUUGCAUAUCUACAGCAGAAAGGUUUCCCUGAAGUUGCUCUUCAUUUUGUGAAGGAUGAGAGGACUCGCUUCAACUUGGCACUAGGGAGUGGGAACAUCCAGAUUGCUGUUGCUUCUGCCAAGGAAAUUGAUGAGAAAGAUCACUGGUAUCGAUUGGGAGUGGAGGCCCUACGUCAGGGUAAUGCAGGCAUUGUAGAAUAUGCGUAUCAGAGGACAAAGAAUUUUGAGAGGCUAUCAUUCCUAUAUCUUGUGACUGGAAACUUGGAUAAAUUGUCCAAAAUGCUGAAAAUUGCUGAAGUGAAGAAUGAUGUGAUGGGUCAGUUCCACAAUGCUUUGUAUUUGGGUGAUAUCAGAGAACGUGUUAAGAUCUUGGAGAAUGCGGGUCAUUUACCUCUUGCUUAUAGCACAGCUGUAAUCCAUGGGCUCCAUGAUAUUGCUGAACGUUUGGCAGCUGAACUGGGAGAUAAUGUUCCUGUUUUACCCAAGGGGAAAUCUCCCUCUCUUUUGAUACCUCCAACGCCAAUCAUCUGCGGUGGAGAUUGGCCCUUGUUGAGGGUCAUGAGAGGAAUAUUUGAGGGUGGUCUUGAUAAUGUGGGGAAGAAUGUUGAGGAAGAGUAUGAAGAGGCUACAGAUGCUGAUUGGGGAGAGGAUUUGGAUAUUGUUGACGUGGACAAGAUUCCAAAUGGAGACAUCAGUGCAGUGCUGGAUGAUGAGGAAGCACACGAGGAAAAUGAGGAGGAAGGAUGGGAUCUUGAAGAUCUUGAACUUCCACCUGAGAUUGAUACUCCAAAAACUGCCAGCAACGCCCGUUCUUCUGUGUUUGUUGCCCCAACUCCUGGUAUGCCUGUAAGUCAAAUCUGGUCCCAGAAAUCAUCUCUGGCUGCUGAACAUGCUGCAGCCGGGAAUUUCGAUAUUGCAAUGCGUUUGUUGAGCAGGCAGCUGGGUAUAAAAAACUUUGAUCCCUUAAGACAAUUAUUUCUCGAUUUACACAUGGGCAGUCAUACGUAUCUACGUGCCUUCUCGACAGCUCCUGUGCUUACCGUGGCCAUUGAGAGGGGAUGGAGUGAAUCAGCUACUCCUAAUGUUAGGGGUCCUCCUGCUCUUGUAUUUAAAUUCUCUGAGCUAGAAGAGAAGCUUAAGGUGGGUUACAAGACCACAACCCAAGGGAAAUUUGCUGAUGCUUUACGUCUUUUCCUUGGUAUUCUGCAUACUAUUCCUCUGAUUGUAGUUGAUUCAAGGAGAGAGGUUGAUGAAGUAAAAGAAUUGAUAAUCAUUGUAAAGGAGUAUGUUCUGGGUUUGAAGAUGGAGAUUAAGAGGAAGGAACUUAAAGGCGAUCCGGUUCGCCAACAGGAGCUGGCAGCUUACUUCACCCACUGCAACCUUCAGAUCCCUCACUUGAGGCUAGCAUUACUAAAUGCCAUGAGUGUUUGCUAUAAGGCUGGUAAUCUCAACACGGCAGCUAACUUUGCCAGGCGACUUUUGGAGACCAACCCCAGCGUUGAAAACCAUGCAAAGACCGCAAGACAAAUCCUGCAAGCUGCCGAAAAGAACAUGACUGAUGCAACCCAGCUAAACUAUGACUUCAGAAACCCAUUUGUGGUUUGUGGGGGAACAUACGUGCCUAUUUACCGUGGACAGAAGGAUGUGUCAUGCCCGUACUGCAGCUCUCGGUUUGUUCCUGACCAUGAAGGAAAGAUCUGUACUGUUUGUGAUCUUGCAGUGGUUGGAUCAGAUGCAUCUGGUUUGCUCUGUUCUCCUACCCAGAUAAGAUGAUCUCCUGUUUCAACCUUCACGUACGACAAUGGUUAUGUUAGUUUUCUCGUCUCCUUGAGCAGGGUUUAUAUUUUAAAGAACGCAAUUUGAUUAGGUUGUGCUUCUCUUGUAUUUCUAUUUCAAAUUUUAUUGCAAGGUUCGUGAUCAUGAUUUUCACUGUAAUGAACAGGUUGAGCAUUUUGGUCUAGGUGAUUCUUGUGACUUCCGAGAAUAAACAAAUUAGAUUGAGUUGUCAAAAUUACUUGCUUUUCCUGAGAUUUGUAGCUUUGAAAUUCCAUAUGUUGUAGACACCAUUUUCGUGUUAGAACUCGUUUGUGAAUUCCACCGAAGAAAUGUCAAUCUGUUAAUUAUAUUCGAA
This is a messenger RNA of Pyrus x bretschneideri (Chinese white pear), 4344 nucleotides long. RefSeq names its product coatomer subunit alpha-1. Gene Ontology annotation, cellular component: COPI vesicle coat. The record is from RefSeq and is a predicted model, not a curated record. NCBI's taxonomy places the organism in Eukaryota, Viridiplantae, Streptophyta, Magnoliopsida, Rosales, Rosaceae. The transcript is spliced from 5 exons. Gene Ontology annotation, molecular function: structural molecule activity; protein binding. Bases 333 to 3986 code for a protein of 1217 amino acids. Gene Ontology annotation, biological process: intracellular protein transport; intra-Golgi vesicle-mediated transport; retrograde vesicle-mediated transport, Golgi to endoplasmic reticulum.